Helicoverpa armigera (cotton bollworm) is the source of this 1571-nucleotide messenger RNA. It is a transcript of the gene Alg1, whose product is annotated as chitobiosyldiphosphodolichol beta-mannosyltransferase. The record is from RefSeq and is a predicted model, not a curated record. Bases 152 to 1480 code for a protein of 442 amino acids. Gene Ontology annotation, molecular function: mannosyltransferase activity. Gene Ontology annotation, cellular component: endoplasmic reticulum. Lineage: Eukaryota; Metazoa; Arthropoda; Insecta; Lepidoptera; Noctuidae. The transcript has 4 exons.
UCUGUUGUGCGGUGCACAAAAAGUAAAUAUUUGAAAACAACCCGAAUAUUAAUCACCGGUUGUAGUGCAAAAGUGCCACAAACUUCCCAAGUUAUGAGGUGUAAUAAAUGUUGCUAAAACUAGUAAUUGUGCGAACUUUUACCGUGGUACAAUGGCAGCACAACAAGAUAGAAAAAUUGUCAAAGUCGUAGUUUUGGGCGAUAUCGGCAGAAGUCCACGUAUGCAAUAUCAUGCGUUAUCUCUUGCAAAUAAUGGAUUGGAUGUGAAUAUAAUUGGGUACUUAGAUUCGCAACCUCUCACAGAAAUCCUGGAGCACCCUCACAUUACUAUCACGAAACUACGCUCAAUAAAUCUUAGUGGUCCUGCGAUAGUGAGAUAUGUGGCCAAAGCGAUAUGGCAGACGAUAAGCUUACUUUUAACAUUGGUCAUCACGGGCAAAUGCCACUUCGUGCUGUGUCAGAACCCUCCAGCUAUCCCCACACUGCCUGUAUGUCGGAUAUACUGCUUAUUCACGAAAGCAAAGUACAUAAUAGACUGGCACAACUAUGCGUAUUCUAUAAUGGCGAUGUCUCUAACGCCUGAUCACUACAUAGUAAGAUUUGCAAGAUUCAUAGAGAAGUUCUUUGGUCAGUCAGCAGAUAACAGUAUAUGUGUAACUUAUUCUAUGAAGGAAGAUUUGUUAAUGAAUUGGAAUGUUCACAAUGCAAUAGUGCUUUAUGAUAGACCACCAAAAAUAUUCAAGCCACUCUCACUACAAGAGAAACAUGAUUGGUUCCUGCAGCUAAGCAAGACAUUCCCUGAAUUUGGAGGCCAGGGUCGGGAGCAGCUCAAUGAUCCCCAUCAACAGGACAUUGUGAAGACACUGUUCACUUGUUCGUCUGAUGGGCAAGUGCAACCGCUGCCUGAUAGACCAGGCCUACUGUUCAGCAGUACUAGCUGGACACCAGAUGAAGACUUCGGGUUACUAAUGGAGGCUUUACAGAUGUAUGAAUCAGCUUGUGAAAUAGCAGAAAAUCUGCCCAAGCUGAUCUGUGUAAUCACUGGCAAGGGUCCAGAGAAGGAGAAAUAUUUAAAGGAGAUAGCAAGAAGGAAAUGGCAGAACAUCCAGGUGUUCACACCAUGGCUUGAUGCUGCAGACUACCCCAAAAUGGUGGGCAGUGCAGACCUUGGCGUGUGUCUCCAUACAAGUUCCUCAGGCUUAGACCUGCCUAUGAAGAUAGUUGAUAUGUAUGGAGCUGGACUCCCUGUAUGUGCUUUUGAUUUUCUUUGCCUCGAUGAGCUUGUUGAAAAUGGAGUUAAUGGGUACACAUUUAGAUCAAGCAAUGAACUGUUCAAAGAUUUAGUUCGUUGGUUUGAAGGGUUCCCCAACAACACCGAACAGAACAAGAUAGCAGAGAGAAUGCGCAAAGAGAUAGCUGUGUUCAGACAGACUAGAUGGGAAGAUAACUGGAACCUCAGGAUCAAGAAGUUAUUUGUAUGAUUGAAGUUGUUGUUCUAGCUUUAGGUCCAAAUUAAUGUAUAUGAUGCUUUAUUUUAAUACAAUGAUUAUUAUACAUACAUACAUAUAGUGA